AUGGACAGCAGCCAGAAUAUUUUGAACAAGGCGGUGGAAAAGACCGAGAAGAAAGCUGAAAUUCCACUAAGAAGAGUGAAGCAAGCGAAGGCCGUCAAGAUCCCACAACUAAAUGAUGAAUCCAUAUCAUCAGAAGAUUGUGAACAUCAUUCACUGUGGGAAAAGAGUGUAAACUGUAGGAUGGUGUUGGCAGCAUUUGUUUCAAACUUGGAGGAGCCUACACGCAAAUGCAAGCCUCAGUUGACAAAGACUCAAGUUUGGCCAUGGAUGUAUUAA
Molecule: messenger RNA, 276 nt
Organism: Eruca vesicaria subsp. sativa (arugula)
Lineage: Eukaryota; Viridiplantae; Streptophyta; Magnoliopsida; Brassicales; Brassicaceae
Source: the annotation of a GenBank genome assembly